GCGUGUUGCACCGGGUUUCUUGACGCUGGUUUGGAGACUAGUCCAGCUCGCCUGCAUUCCUCCUCUCUCGGAAGCCUGGCCGAUAGACACAGAGAAAGAAAGGGGGGAGAAAACGCCAAUUAUUAUUCCCAACCGUGUUGGAUUUUUAUGAGCCACGGAGCCGACUCACACCGGACACACCGACCAGAUAAGACCACGAAAAAAUAACCACGUCGAGGCUGCUCCUUUGGACCUACAAUAACGACAAAAAAAGGCGUGUUUUUCCUUUUAUAAAGACGGGACUUUGCGUUAAUGUGCCUGUGUAGGUCAGAUAUCGAAAAGCAGCUUUGGUGAAGCAGCCUUUCCACGGCGGAUAUCUCCUUUUCUUUUCUUUUUUAAAUGAGGAUUUGCAAGAUGGCUGGUGACAGCUAUCCCUAACAAGGGCAGAAAAGCGACGUCCCCUUUAAGAUUAGCAGGGUAUAUUUCUGUAUUUCUAUUAGUUAAACAUAUAAAUAUGGCUCAUUUUUAAAGAUAAUGACUAUAGAUUAUUUUAGCAACGACCGUCCUUGUCGGAAAAUAGUGCCAAUCUUGUGUUUUCAUCUGUACCUGUGCUAUGGUAGAAAACGAUGAGGUGACGUCUGAGGUAAUUUACACGAUUUAAUCGAGAUAAGGAAGUAGAAAAAUAUGUUGUUGGCUAAAGGCUGAGGCGACGAUAGGUGAAUAAGGUGGAGACCAAAGUAAAAAGAGGCCAGAGCUGGAUAUAAAUAAUAAUAAUAAUAAUAAUAAUAAUAAUAAUCUUUGGGUCAGGAGAUAUUUGAUAGAGUGGGGAAACCAAAAGGCUCUGCAACAGCAGCCAACAUUCCUGCGGAUCCUAAAACCCUUUGUUUUGUGCGCAGGAGCUGGACUCGACUAUUAAAACGAUUAACUAUGCAGUAAACAGGCUCGAAAUGAUGGCCCGGGUAUGAUUUGCUGUUUAAUGAGAUUAUAAGGCCUUUGUUGUCGACAGAAAACUGGUAGAAAAGCCGGGGCCUUGUGCACAGAUAUGCGAGCUGUGCCACAUAGCAGGCGUUAUUCAUCAAAUAGAAAUGUCGCUUUUAUGUCAAAUUGAAAGCCUGGAGGUACCUGUGUUGUUAAUUUGACGUGUAAAACAGCUUUUAUUGUCUACUGCCAAACCGUCGCUGGUUGUAUGUAUAAUUAAAUUGCAGAUGGAGGCUCCUCGGAUACUUAUUUAUGAUUCAGCGGACAAAAGCAUUGCGCUGCGUUGUGAUUAUUGAGGGAAUCAAGCGCCCUUGAGGUCCAGAUAAAACAAGAUUCAGGUUUUAAAAGCUCUGUGUGUGUGAAUAGUAAUCAGGGUGUGGGCUGGAGCAGUCCUUUCUCAUGGUUUUCAUGCUUCGGUUGCUGGUCUGAAUUGGUCCACAGUCAAUCAUAAUCCGACGUUCACGAGAAGGAAGCUCUCAAGGUAAGGGCCCGAGCAGGCAGCAGAGAGGGAUCAAGUGUCUUUUCAUGUGAUAUACAGAGAUUGAUUCACUUCGUGAUCAUAUAAGUAAUUGUGUAGAUAUUUGGUUCUCUGUGCCUUGUUUGCAUUUCAUGGUUUACCUGUAUUUGGCAGGCUUUUAGCUUCCUGUAGGCCUAUAAACACACACAGAAGCUGUAAAAGCAGGCCCUGUGUGUGUGUGAGUGUGAGUGUGAGAGUGAUUUAGAGGAAAGGAACCGUUUACUGUAAUCUGUAUAACGUCAGCCCCUGCUGUGUGUGUGUUGAAAUCACCAAGGUGUUGUCAUCCUUGCCUGAAGCCCUCUCUGGUCAAUUUUCUGGAAUUUGCCUUCAUGCUGCAGCAAUAAGCAAUAUUCUGUCAGGGAGACGAGUCUAAUUUGGUCACAGGGGUUGAAACAUACAGACUGAUCUUUCAGGACGGCAUCGGGUCUGCUUUUAUCUUUUUUCUCAAGACUCAUUUUGAGAGUGUCAGGUUUUCUGCGAGAACAGAGAGGCCCGGAGGUCUGGUAGAAGUGGAAAACAGUUAGUGUAUGCCUGCCCGCACCAUGAUGGCCUCUGACAUGGCUGAGACGUGGAGGAACUGUUUUGAGGAGGAGCUCAUCUGCCCCAUCUGCCUGCACGUGUUCUCAGAUCCCAUCCAGCUGCCCUGCAAGCACAACUUCUGCCGGGGCUGCAUCAGCGAGGCCUGGGCCAAAGACUCUACACUGGCCCGCUGCCCUGAGUGCAAUCAUGCUUACAGCCAGAAGCCCAGCCUGGAGAAGAACCACAAACUGUCCAACAUAGUUGAGAAGUACAACGCCCUGAGCGUGGAGAAGGCAACCACGCCGGCGCUGCAGUGCAUCCUGUGCCGCCGGGGCCCGCCACUCCCCGCAGUGAAAGUCUGCCUGCGCUGCAACGCCCCGUGCUGCCAGUCCCACGUCCAGACACACCUGCAGCAGCCGUGCUCAGCCCUCGGGCACCUGUUGGUGGAGGCAGAGGCGGUGAAGGCCUGGACCUGCCUGCAGCAUGACGAGUACAGGCUGUAUCACUGCGAGGCCGAGCAGACAGCGGUGUGUCAGUACUGCUGCUUCGCCCGCUGCCACCCCAGCCACGGCCAUGCGGUCACUGACGUGGAGCUGCGACGCAACGACAUCAGACAAACCCUGUUAAGACAGCAGGAGCGUGUGGAGGAACGAGUGCAGGAGAUCGAAGAACAGCUCUGCAAACUCGACUCUGACAAGUGUGUGGUGGAGGACAGGGUGUGUGAGCUGAAAGAGGAGGUGCGUCUGCAGUACCAGCGGAUGCACCAGCUCCUGGAGGAGGAUCUCGGUCGGACACUGGAGGCUCUGGACCGCGCUCAGGCUCGGUUCUGCCAGGAGAACGCUGCCCAGGUUUUGGCUCUGGGAGAGCAGCGCCAUGAGGCCCAGAAGCUACUGAGCUCCAUCCACACAGCCUUCAGUAAGGCAGAGGAGCUGAGUUUCAUGAAAAACACCAAGCCUGUUAAAAUCCUCACAGACAGGUCUCAGGCAUGUGUGGGCAGCAGUCUCCCUCCUUACAAAGUGGGGAAUCUAAACUCUAAACUAUUCCUCUCUGAAAUCUCAAAGAGAGAGAAGAGCUUGAAGAGAACACUGGAAGCUCCCCUCACCCCUCCCUCGACCUUCCUGCAGUCUGUUCCUGCGUAUCCCAGCGGUCAGAGCUCUGGCUCUGGAGCAGAGAAACGGAAACAUUCCACUGCUUUCCCAGAGGGAAAUGGGAACGUUGGAAAAAACGCUGCUCCAGGUUUCAAGGACUCCUCCUCCUCUUCCUCCUCAUCUUCUUCCUCAUCAUUAGCCAAACAGCCCUACCUGGGCUCCGGCUCUGCCUCUGGAGAAGGGCAGUCGACUAAUCAGCAGCCUCUCGGCCCCUGCGGCCCGCCUCACAUCAGCGAGAGCGGCGGGACAGGAAGUGGGAGCGCCUCUCUGACCAACCACCAUUCAGGCUCUGUGUUCGGCUCCUCGCACUUUCCUCCUGGAGGCAGCAGCUCCUCACACUCCUCCCAGCAGGCCGUGCUGCCUCAAUAUGGCGGCCGUAAGAUCCUGGUGUGUACGAUGGAUAACUGCUACUGCUCCGGAGUGCCCUCAGUGUCAGGCCACCGCAGCCAUCCCCCAUACCCGCGCUCUGGCUCUUUCCCCUGGGUCAGUGCCCAAGACUACCCCCCUCCUCCCGGCCUGGCCUCUGGAGGCCCGUCCAUGCAGGGCUUGGCAGUGAGGGACUGGAUAGACGCCUCUCAGACACACAGACAUGCAGAUUUUUACGGGCUGUAUGGGCAGCCCUCUACAAAGCACUAUGUCACCAGUUAACAGAGUAGACACACACACACACACACACUUGGAUAAUGAGGCAGGCACCAAAAUAGCACACCUUUACCGACUUAUUAACCGGAAAAAACACAAUGCAGUUAUUCUAUACACGCAUUAAAAUAUUAGACUUUAUAUCCACACACACACACACACACACAGAUGUAGAACAUGUAUACACAUUCGGGGGCAGGGUUGAUCUCUUUGUGUUUUUAUUUUCUUAUUUUCUUUACUUUCAGUCAGUGUUUCAUGUAGUGUAUUAUACGUAAAAUGCAUAAACAGCCAACCGCUCACUCUGGCACAACUUAGCUCAGCAUUUUACACAUAAACAAGAAACAAGAGGAGGAGAGUAAGACAUGCAUUUUUUUUUAUUUUAUUUAUAGAGCAGGAGAUGGAGUGAUAGAAAAUGAACUUUUAUUAGAAAAUCUUCUCAUGCCUCUUCAUGGCUUCUUGCUGACGCUAAAGGGAAAAGAGAUAAUGUUGACCUUUCCAGUUUAGCGCCUCAUGUUUCUCUGAAAUAAUCACCCCUCCAGUUGUACUGAGGUCAAUUGCCUUAUGUUAUUAGCAUCAUAUUUUUCUCUGCCCAGCUCACAUUUGAUAGAUCCUUUAAAGAGGGACUGCGGCCCCUUUGUGUCUCUUGAUUUUGAUCGUCAUGGCACCUCUUCCUUUCUUUGCUGAGUUCAGGGAUGGAUCGUACAGCUUGAACACAAAACGCUCUUCCAUGGAACACCCACAAUGCACUUGUGGGAUGCCUUGUUAUGCCUGGACUACAGAUGCUGACCCACAGAGGGACACUAGAGCUGCAUCUAAAGAGGGCCAGUUAACCGUGGCCCUCAAGAGUUUUUGGGAAUUUGGCUCUUAUUCCUAGCACUCCCUUCUGCUACCAGGCUUCCCACAGGACAGAAAAUCUUCUGACAAAGACUGUUUCCAUUUAGUAAUUACUAUGACUUUGUGUUAUUUGGUACAUCUGUAGGUUUCAUGCUUGUCUAGAGAGACUCUGAUUUCAGAGAAAAAGGCAAGAAUGGACAAACCAAACCAAUCAAGCAUCUGGAGGAUCUGAUGAUGCUGUAAUUGUACUUCCUGCAGGGCAAAGAUGUCACUUCCUCUCAAUAAGCACACAAGCUCUUGGCUUCCUGUUUGCAGUUGAAAGCAUGCGAGGAAGAGUUUUUUAAAGCACUCAAAAGAAGAACAAUGGGGGGGGGGAAAUGUAUGCAGUUUUAAAACGAGUGUAUGAAAGAAAAGAAGGGUGGAAGGAAUUUUUUUCAUGAACUUUUUCUAAAAGAACAAGACUGGACUGCGAGAUGUAAGCAAUUGUCAUCAUCCUAAAAAGGAGCUGUUAAAACAGUCAACAUAAAGAGGAAAAAAAACGACAUAAAAGUAUCUUUUUUUGUAAAUAUUUUGUGAAAUGGAAAAAUUACAGACGUGAUUUGGAGGAGGGUUCCAAAUAAACGAACAAAUUUAAACCGGC
This is a messenger RNA of Siniperca chuatsi (mandarin fish), 5254 nucleotides long. RefSeq names its product tripartite motif containing 8b (gene trim8b). The transcript is spliced from 5 exons. NCBI's taxonomy places the organism in Eukaryota, Metazoa, Chordata, Actinopteri, Centrarchiformes, Sinipercidae. The record is from RefSeq and is a predicted model, not a curated record. Bases 2002 to 3789 code for a protein of 595 amino acids.